Messenger RNA from Papilio machaon (common yellow swallowtail), 1324 nucleotides. RefSeq names its product telomere length and silencing protein 1 homolog. Bases 94 to 1005 code for a protein of 303 amino acids. The record is from RefSeq and is a predicted model, not a curated record. The transcript is spliced from 2 exons. Gene Ontology annotation, biological process: mRNA splicing, via spliceosome. NCBI's taxonomy places the organism in Eukaryota, Metazoa, Arthropoda, Insecta, Lepidoptera, Papilionidae. Gene Ontology annotation, cellular component: spliceosomal complex.
CACACGCACGUCAACAAAACAAAUUCCAAAAUCUCACCACAAAGUAAAGUUUUCGAUUUGCAAUUUAUUAAUUUAUUUUCGCUUUUAGUGACAAUGGAGGAUUCUUCAGAAAACUCUUCAGCUGCUGACGAAGUAAAAUUUAAACCCAAAAAAAGGAGAAACAUACGACAACGUGUUAAAGUAGAAGACGAUGAUUCUGAAGAUGAACAGGUGAUACUGGCCAGAUUGGAGGAAGCAAAAGAAGCUCAGAAGCUUCGAGAACGACCGAACGGCGUCAGUAUAGUUGCUUUGGCGACUGGUCAAAAAGUUACAUUGGAAGAAGAGAUAGUGUGUAAAGAUCCUUUCAAAAUAAAAUCUGGUGGCAUUGUAAACAUGCAGGCGCUAAAAAGUGGUAAAGUAAAACAAGUAGAUGACGCAUACGACACGGGAAUUGGAACACAGUUUUCAGCGGAAACCAAUAAACGCGAUGAAGAUGAAGAAAUGAUGAAAUAUAUUGAAGAACAGUUAGCUAAAAGAAAAGAGGGAAAAGUUGAUGACAAAAAGGAAUCUGAAAAUAAUGAUACAUUGAAAUACUUAUCCCCUGAAGAAGCAGCAUUACUCUCACUUCCUGAACAUCUAAGGGUAUCUUCAAUGCCUAGAUCCGAGGAGAUGUUAUCAAAUCAAAUGCUCAGUGGUAUCCCGGAAGUUGAUUUAGGUAUUGAUGCUAAGAUUAAAAAUAUUGAAGCAACUGAAGAAGCGAAAAUGAAAUUACUAUGGGAACGUCAUAAUAAAAAGGAUGGACCAUCACAAUUUGUCCCAACGAACAUGGCUGUGAAUUUUGUACAACACAAUAGGUUUAAUAUAGAUGAUAAUUCAAAGAAAAGAAAAGUAGAAAAGGUUGAAGUGAAGACAGAAACUAAUGUAAUAGAUGCAAAUGUUGAUAAGAUUGUUAAGAAAGCAAAAGGGGAGCGAGCUACUGAUGAUUAUCAUUAUGAAAGGUUUAAAAAACAAUUCAGAAGGUAUUAAAUGUAAAAUAUAGGAUGAUUUAAAAAUACAUAUUGUGUUUGUAAAAGUAUUUUAAGUGUGUUCUUUGUGUGCGUAUUUUACGCAAGUAUGGAAAGUGAGAUUUUUUCAGUAAAACUAUGUAAUAUUUAAAAAAAAAAAGGAUUUUUCAAGUGCAGUUUCAAUAUAUCCAUUAUCCACCUGGUUAUUGCAAUUCUAUCCAUAGAGAAGUCAGGAGUAAAGUGGAAGCAACUGUGCAUUUCGUCUGAUGAGUUUGUGCCGGAGGUCUAUUUUUAGCCCACAUUCCCUUUCCAACCUUUUCUUAUAAAGUAAGGAGAAGUGA